UGUCCACGCUAAACUGACAGAUGCGAGCCUGGUGACCGCUGCGAUGCUGAACUGUGAGUAAAUGUAGCAGCGUGUUAAAAAACACCGGGAACUUAAAUCGGAAGAAAGAUGGCUCGGGUGGUGAAAGUGUUCCGGUCCCUGAGGAACAACUGGAAGAAAUCCACGUUCGCUGCGUGCGUCCUGUCAUACGGGAGCUACUGGUUGUACGGGAAACACUGUGACAGCAUUCUGCGGAGAGAGGCGUGUCUAGUGGCUAGGGAAUAUGGGCGACAGCAGAUUACACCUGCUGAGCGGCUGAGGAAAGCGAUGGUCAUCAUGAACCCUGCAGCCUGUAAUGGCAAAGCCAGCAAACUGUUUGAAAAGAAUGCUGCUCCUAUUUUACACCUGGCUGGUGUGGAGGUCACAAUUGUAAAGACGGACUAUGAAGGCCAGGCGAAAAAGAUGAUCGAGCUGAUGGAAGACACAGACAUGCUGAUUGUAGCCGGAGGAGACGGCACUUUACAGGAAGUCGUCACAGGGUUACUGAGAAGGCCAGAUCAAGAAACUUUCAGCAACAUGCCGAUCGGAUUCAUUCCACUGGGAUCUCACAAUACCCUGAGUCCGAGUCUUCACCUCCUUAGUAACAACAAGGUCCAAGACAUUACAUCUGCAACUCUGUCGAUACUGAAGGGAGAAACUGUGCCUCUAGAUGUCUUAAAAAUUCAAGGGGAAACAGAUCAGCCGGUCUUUGCUCUGACGGGUUUGCGUUGGGGAGCUUUCAGAGAUGUGGCUGCAAAAAUCAGCAAGUAUUGGUACCUCGGGCCACUGAAGUCAAAUGCAGCACAUUGGUUUAGUACUUUAAAGGAGUGGCCCCUGGUCCGGGAAGCGUCAAUAUCCUACUUGGCCCCCAGCGUCCGGCCCCCAGACCUGCCCCUAUAUAAGCCCGCCCGGCCAAAUCUGCUCAACCGCAUCGCCAGGAGACUGAAAAACUACUGGAGCCCGCCUGUGGAAGAGCCUCCAAAAGUGGAAGAGCCGGAGAAGUGGGAGGAGAAGCAGCUUUCAACUUUAGAGCUGUUCAUCCAAACACACAACAAAAACCCUAUGGAGACGCGUGUGAAUGACUCCCUGAUGAUCUGUGCAGAGCCGGACGACUUCACUGUGGGCGAGUUUAUCACUGUCGGGAAAAAGAAAGAUGAAGACUCGACCGUUUUCACUAAAAACGCCACAAAACUGGAAGUCAGCGCUCUACAGCUGCAGCUGCCCGAGGGCACCACUGGCUUCUACAACAUCGACAACGAGGAGUAUGAGGCCAUGCCCGUGGAGAUAAGGCUGUUGCCACGGAGACUGCGCUUCUUCAUCAGCGCGGAGCGCAGGGAGCAGCUCAUGUUACAGACACAGUGAGAAAAUAUAAAAUCACGAGGACGAGAAUAAGCAGAACAAACACAAAAGAAAUCAUGAAACUUGUGUUCGUCAAUCGAUCAGGAAGUGCUGACGGUCCAUACAAUCUGUUUUACUACUUAUUAACAUAAAUGUUAUUAUUUUUAACUGUUAUGAAGAGGAUUUAUUUACAGAUUGUUAAAUGACCAAUACUUUGUUUGCUAAACUAGUAACACAUGUAUAGUUUGUCUUACAAGGACUUUGUUUGCUGGAUUAUUUACUAUAUCUCCCAUAUCUGAACUUGGCCAAUAAAAAUGUCUGUCCA
Messenger RNA from Limanda limanda (common dab), 1681 nucleotides. RefSeq names its product acylglycerol kinase (gene agk). Lineage: Eukaryota; Metazoa; Chordata; Actinopteri; Pleuronectiformes; Pleuronectidae. The coding region runs from base 109 to 1380 and encodes 423 amino acids. The transcript has 14 exons. Gene Ontology annotation, biological process: ceramide biosynthetic process; protein insertion into mitochondrial inner membrane. Gene Ontology annotation, molecular function: ATP-dependent diacylglycerol kinase activity; acylglycerol kinase activity; ceramide kinase activity. Gene Ontology annotation, cellular component: mitochondrion; TIM22 mitochondrial import inner membrane insertion complex. The record is from RefSeq and is a predicted model, not a curated record.